UCCUGAAUAUGCUCAAAGCGGCCAAAUAACUGAGAAAGCUGAUGUUUAUUCAUUUGGGGUGGUAUUGGUGGAGCUUGUUACAGGGAGAAAAGCUGUGGAUCUCACGCGGCCUAAGGGACAGCAGUGUCUUACUGAGUGGGCACGACCUCUGUUGGAAGAAUAUGCCAUUGAGGAACUGAUUGAUCCAAGGCUGGGGAACCAAUACUUAGAAAAUGAGGUAUAUUGCAUGUUGCAUGCUGCAUCAUUAUGCAUACGGCGAGAUCCUCAUUCUAGACCACGCAUGUCACAGGUUCUUCGUAUACUGGACGGCGACAUGGUCAUGGACACAAGUUACAUUUCAACUCCAAGUUAUGAUGUGGGAAACCGGAGUGGCCGACUCUGGUCGGAGCCGCUGCAGAGGCAGCACCAUUACAAGGGUCCUCUGUUAGAGGAGUCACUUGAAUCAUUCAGUGGGAAGCUAUCUCUUGACAAAUAGAGGCCUGCAUAUUGGGAUAGGGACAACAAAGCAAGAAGGACUUCAUGUGAAGAUGACAUUUAGAAAGGGGUUGAUACUUGAUCAAAAUUGAGAAUUGCUUUUUUCUUGUUAUGCUAAAUAUGUUUAUUUUCCCUCCUAUUUUGUAAUUUUGCAUCUUUCUAUCUAUCUUUCUGCAGUGAUCUAAUUUUGCAUGUGUAUAAUAGCAGGGUGAAAGUAGGAUAGGUAAAAAAAUAUAGAAGUUUUUGAAAUUCUUCAGGGAAAAUCAUGUACACACUAUUGUGCCUAAAAGGGCCUCUUUGACUUGAGAGAGUUUGUGGGGUCUUGAAAUGAAAUGAAAUGGAGUAGCUUCUUCUAAGUUCAAA
Molecule: messenger RNA, 837 nt
Organism: Arachis ipaensis
Lineage: Eukaryota; Viridiplantae; Streptophyta; Magnoliopsida; Fabales; Fabaceae
Source: RefSeq, a predicted model, not a curated record